Messenger RNA from Rhizophagus irregularis DAOM 181602=DAOM 197198, 532 nucleotides. The record is from RefSeq and is a predicted model, not a curated record. Lineage: Eukaryota; Fungi; Glomeromycota; Glomeromycetes; Glomerales; Glomeraceae.
AUCGCCAAGUACUCCUACCUUGAUGUCUAAUAAUAAUAAUAAUAAUAACAAUAAUAAUAGUAAUAUAAUUUAUACUACCAUGCAUUCAAUGCCUUUCGCUGAACCUGAAGAUAUUAUGAAUAAUCCUUUGACUCAUCAUGAUUUACAACUUCAACAAAUGAGAAUGCAAGAAGCUUUCUUACAAAUUCAACAAAACAAUGGUCUUUCAAGUUUAUCAUUUUCCGAUUUAUCCCCUGGUUCUUUCCACGAAGAAACUGUUGAUCCUUUGAUUUUCUCUUUCCCACCUGGCGAUGAUUUUUAUCCUUCACAUCAUUCUUCAUUUGAUUCAACCACCACCAAUAAUUCCGAUAUAAAUAAUAUAAAUAUUCAAAAGAUCAACACAAGCUCUUGCUAUCCUGAAUUUAGAGAUAACGCUCAUGGUCUUGCUGAUAUAUUUACAGGAAUACACAAUUUUGAGUCAACUUUUCAAUAUUAAAAAAACAAUAUAUAUAUAUAUAUAAUGAUGAAAUAACAUAAUAGAGUCCUUAGUAUA